This is a messenger RNA of Desarmillaria tabescens, 5049 nucleotides long. RefSeq lists its product as uncharacterized. The record is from RefSeq and is a predicted model, not a curated record. Gene Ontology annotation, biological process: regulation of DNA-templated transcription; phosphorylation; detection of visible light. The transcript is spliced from 20 exons. Gene Ontology annotation, molecular function: phosphorelay sensor kinase activity; protein binding. Bases 88 to 4665 code for a protein of 1525 amino acids. NCBI's taxonomy places the organism in Eukaryota, Fungi, Basidiomycota, Agaricomycetes, Agaricales, Physalacriaceae.
UUGGGGUUCGCCUAAGUUACGGAAGGGAAUCCUUGCGAAAGUGAUGUUCCCACAGUCGUGCAUCGCAGAACUCGCUGCAGUCUAUCUAUGUCCAGAGACGGCAGGGACAGUGGCUCAGCGAAUCCUUCAAAGGAGCAAGUCUUACCUUCAAGAUCGUUCAUUUAUCCUGUCAAAUCUCUGCUGACUGGUAUACGACCGGCACAAGGUCUUCCCGUUAUCUCCCAUACCGCCGCGAGCGGCGUAGGUGCGCCACCGUCUGAGGAACUUUCCAGAUGGAAUACAGAGGAAGUUGAAAGGGCCCAUGAUACUACGACUAAUCCCACCACGCUAGCUUACGACCCUAACGAAACUAUAUUCCCUUCAAAUACCCGCCCACGCCGUUCUGAGAAGAAAUUCCAGUUAAUUUCCCACACUUCACCUAAUUUUCGGCAUUUUCCAGCGGAAAACGUUGUUCUACCUUCAAGUUCUCCAACGAAAUUCUUUCACUAUCCUUUUGGUUCUUCGUCGGUUGGCACUGGACCUUCGUCCCCAUUCCAUUCGGCGACUUCAAACGAUCCCGCAGAGUUAUAUCCUCAUCGCCCUCCUGCAUUUCCCGCCAUUGCUCGUGAUAUUUUUGCGUCGACAAGUACUUCCUUAAUACCCAACUCCGCCUCCAUUCCAUUCAAUCCCUCCGAACUUGGUCUGCUCCACCUAGGUCCAAUCUCAUCCUCGUCCUCCCACUCUGGCACACCAGGCUCUCUACAUUUUUCUAGUGUCCAGGUUGAAUUAUCCUCUGAUCGCAUGCCGGAUAUGUCAGAGCGUCCCAAUACCUCAACACUAGAGAACGUCAAUGAUCCGAAAGCCUCUGUGGACGAUGGUGGAUCUCACUCUGGCCCACAAAUCUCACUGGUCGCGGAGGAGCCUUCUUUCACAGUUCGCUUUCAGGCCAUGCAAGAUGAACAUGGCCAUCACGUUGUACUCGGAAGAGAAGGGACACUGACGCGCUGUGAGGAUGAGCCCAUUCGAACUCCCGGUGCUGUCCAAGGCUUUGGCGUACUCAUUGUUGUGGAUGAACAAGAUGACACCUUAAUUGUCCGUCAAGCGUCUGAGAACUCUACUGAACUGUUGGGUCUGUCUCCACAGUAUCUCUUCUCCCUGGAUUGUUUCACAGAUACACUACCGGAAUCGCAAGCUGGUUUGCUUUGGAACAACGUUCAAUACCUUUCUGAACCAGAUUCACAACCAUCGGAUGACGGGCACAGUCCACCGCAUAUCUUUCGUAUAUCAGGCUGGGGAGCCCCUGGCACAAAAACCACCCCUUCGGACGUAGCUGAUUCUGAUUCGGCGUCAAAUGAAGACCGACAUUUCUGGACAUGUUGGUGUGCAAUGCAUAGGCCGCUAAGCACAACGGGGUCGAAUUCCAAAUUGUUCGUGAUGGAAUUCGAGUUGGAGGUGGAUGUGUUAAACCCUCUGUAUCCACUUGUGCCUCUUCCGGAAGCUGUGGAGCUGGUCUCGCCGACGGGCAAUGACCCUGGCUUGGGAUUUGACAGCUUUAUGCCUACGGGAGAGACUUCGAACGAGAGUUCCAGAAGAACUUUGCUGGUCAGUGACGAUACCACUGGCACUCUGCCAAGCCUGGGCGGUGAUCUAGACGGCCGAACUCCGGGGCCGCGUGCUUCCAUUCCGCCAUUUCCUCUCAGCCCAUUUAUUGUAGAAACCAAUUCCCUUGAUGCAUUGGUUACUCAAUCCUCGCCUACAGGUCUUGAAGGUGACGACACCUGGAUCCCGAACACCGAAGAUAUUGUGGAAAGUACGACCUCACGAUCCAAGCCGCUUCCUGCCCUAGAGCGCCUACGUCGCUUAACACGGACAGCUCCCUCAGGACUGACUUCCGCGAAGGCGAAGUCGCGGCGUGGUAGAAUCGUAAUUAUACCAGGAGAUAGUGAUAUGAUGGAUGUUUUGGCGAUCAUGGCUCAGAUUAACGAGCAGCUUAGUAAACCAUCAGAUUUGGAAACAUUUUUGAAGGUGGUGGUUGGUAUUGUCAAGGACUUGACGCAAUUUCAUAGGGUUAUUGUGUACCAGUUCGAUGAGCGGUGGAAUGGGCAAGUUGUUGCAGAACUUGUCGAUUGGAGCAUGACGCACGAUCUUUAUAAGGGCUUGCAUUUUCCCGCUGCUGAUAUACCUGCACAAGCCAGACAGUUGUAUGCAACAAACAAAGUCCGGAUUCUUUAUAAUCGGGACCAGGCAACAGCUCGGAUCGUAGUACGAUCCAAAGCAGAUCUCGAGCAACCUCUGGAUAUGACACAUUGCCACUUGCGCGCUAUGAGCCCUAUUCAUAUCAAAUAUCUCGGUAACAUGGGCGUUCGUGCUUCGAUGUCUAUUUCUAUCAUGGCGUUUGGCACUCUGUGGGGUUUAGUAGCAUGUCAUUCAUACGGGCCUCGUGGAAUGCGGGUAUCACUUCCUACUCGAGAGAUGCUCAAACUUCUCAGCCAGUCCAUAUCUAGAAACAUUGAACGGCUCAGCUACGCUCGACGACUGCGUACCCGGAAACUUGUCAAUACAAGGGCUUCGGAGAACCAUCCCACCGGAUACAUCAUAUCAGACUUUGAUAGUUUGCUCGGUUUGUUUGAUGCCGAUUUUGGCAUCUUGGUUAUUGGUGAUGGUGCGAAGAUCCUAGGCCCUAAUGAACACGGACAAGAGAUCUUGAUCGUGGCAGAGUACCUCAGACUGAAGCAAUUCGGGACCAUUCAAGUAUCACAAGCAGUGACUUCCGACUAUCCUGACCUUAAAAUCUCUACUGAUCCCAAUGUAGUUGCGGGCCUGAUGUACGUUCCUCUAUCGAGUGGAGGCAAGGAUUUCAUUGCCUUCCUACGGAAAGGACAACCGUGUGAUGUUCACUGGGCCGGGAAGCCGUUCAAAGGAGAUGGAUCGAAAGUAGUGUUGGAGCCCAGAAAAUCGUUUAAGAUUUGGACGGAAACUGUCACCGGAAGAAGUAGAGCAUGGACGGAUGAACAACUAGAAACCGCGGGUGUGCUGGCUUUGGUGUAUGGAAAGUUUAUUGAGGUCUGGAGGCAGAAGGAGAGCCCCUUGCAGACGAAUAAUAUGACCAACUUGUUGUUAUCGAAUGCUUCACACGAAGUGCGGACCCCUCUAAACCAUAUCAUUAACUAUCUCGAAAUGGCGCUGAACGGACCGUUGGACAGAGAAACGCGCGAUAAUUUGAGUCAGUCGCACUGUGCUUCGAAGAAUUUACUCUUCACUAUCAAUGACUUGUUGGAUCUCACGAGACUAGAAAGUGGGAACGAGACAUCUUUCAAUGAACCCUUCAACCUACCUGCAGCCAUCGAGGAGGCGAUCAAUCCAUAUAGAAGCGAGGCCCAACGACGAUCUAUCGAUUUCAUUCUAGAAAUAUCUGAAAGUCCCAAAGAAGUUGUCGGUGACGCUAGGAAGAUUCGAACUGUAGUCGAGAACCUAACGGCGAACGCCUUAAAAUACACUACGGAAGGGUCCAUCACAGUGUGCUGUGUACCGACACAAGGACCUGUUGGUCUCCACGAUUACCAACAGACGGCGGUGGAAAUCGUGGUGGCGGAUACAGGAUGCGGUAUACAGCAGGACAAGAUGGAAAGUAUAUUUCGAGAGUUCGAGCAAGCGGAAUCACUGGAGCCCAAAACUAGAACGGAAGCUGUUGGGCUGGGCCUGGCUGUAGUUGCUCGUAUCGUUAAACAGCUGAGUGGGCAGCUUCGAGUUGAUUCUAAAGUUGGGCAGGGCAGCUGUUUCUCCUUCCUUAUUCUACUUGCCUCGCAUGCGGGAGGAGUAAACCCCGUGUCGGGUCCCUCUCAAGCCUCCCCUUCAGGCUCGCUUCGUCUUCUUUCUCGCCCUCCUAGCAUCAACUCUGGCAACGAAAUUGAUUCACUGAUUGAAACCAUAUCAUCGAAUCAUGUAGAGCCGAAAUCUUUGUCGCCGAAGUCACCCCCCUCAUUGGAGGACCAACGAAAUCUUGAGGGCUCCUUCAAUGAUUCCUCGAGCAAACAGAGUGGGGAAACUCUCGAAGUUGUUGGGUCCCAAGUCCCUGUUCGACCAAUCAAAAUGGACGAAAAUAUAAACUCAUCCAGCGUUAAUGCCAGACCCACGGCCACGGCCUCCGCGGAGCUAGACCUUUCGCAGAAACGUACUCCAUCCAAAUUGCGGGUUUUGAUUGUAGAGGACAAUAUUCUCAAUCAGAAACUACUUGCAAAGCGACUCAGACUUGAUGGUCAUACUGUCGUCAAUACCAUGAAUGGACAGGAAAGUCUUGACGCCGUGAAGGUCGAUCGCGACUUUGAUUGUAUAUUGAUGGAUCUCGACAUGCCAAUCCUCGACGGCUUCGAAGCGACGGAGAAAAUACGGGAAGUUGAAGCAGAAUCACCAGCAUCAACUCUUCGGCUUUCGCAUCGGUUGAAUGGGCGGAUUCCUAUAUUCGCUGUAUCCGCGUCACUGUUCGAACAGCAGCGAGAUAAGCUGUCGAAAUGUGGUAUGGACGGAUGGAUACUGAAGCCUAUCAACUUCAAGAGGUUGGGGGUGAUUCUGUCUGGGGUGACUGAUGUAGGGCAGCGUCAGCGGGAUGUGUAUAGGCCUGGUUGUAAUUGGGAGAGUGGUGGGUGGCUCCGGGAGCAUCUGCCCUUGGACAAUCUAGCAUCUACUUAGCGGUCAGAGUUCAUGAUGCAGAGUGCUGUCUUGUUAUCGUUUUAGAACUACUCGCCUCUUUUCAUUAUCAUACCUUUUGGAUUUACGGAGGACGGAAGACAUGUAUUUCUUAGCAUAUUUCCAUUUGCCAUCUACAUUUUACAUAGAGCGCCAAGUAGUAUCAACAUCUGUAUAGUAUUUAUGUAAACUUUGUCGGUGGUAUUAUCUUCGCCCGGUGAAGGACGCGUUGGCGGUUAGGAGCUCGAGUCUCGUAGUUGCGGAGAAGACGUUCCUAAUGUUCAUCUCGAGAGGAAAUAUACAGAUUAAUCAAAGCACAGCCGGAAUGUUGUGCGUGGGUUCAUAUCGCAAAGACGUUUACAGUGAAAAUAACAUCUUCCAAUGCCU